AAAGUGGCUGUGACCUGUACAUAACUAAUUUUCAUCCUCCAAAUUUGAUUUUCCUAGCAAGAUAUGGAAACAUUUUAAUUUCUGUAUACAUACCAUUUCUUCAUUUCAUUUUAUUUCUACAGACACCUGUGUACAUAUACAAUAUACAAUGUAUGCAUGUGCAAUUACAAAAAUACACCUUAAAUUCGUCAUACAUACGUCGUUUAACAAACUUUCCGGCUUUUAAUCUCACUUCUAUGCGUUAAUUCUUCUCCCAAAAACGAGGGCAGGAAGAACUAAUACAGAAUAACCUUUUUUUUUUUUUUUUUCAACUUUCUUUGUCUGUGAUGGGGAGUAACAAUAACGAUGAUCCUCUUAUCACUGAAACCUUGUUACCAGAAGUUAGAGUUAACAAAGAUGAAGACGAUAACCUUGCAUCAAAAGUCUGGACUGAAACCAAGAAGCUAUGGCAAAUCGUAGGACCCGCUAUUUUUAGCAGGAUAGCUUCCUUCUCUAUGAAUAUCAUAACCCAAGCUUUUGCAGGCCAUUUGGGAGAUAUUCCACUCGCUUCUAUCUCCAUAGCCAACACUGUCAUUGUCGGCUUCAAUUUCGGCCUCCUGUUAGGAAUGGCGAGUGCUCUUGAAACCCUAUGUGGACAAGCUUAUGGCGCGAAAAGAUAUCAAAUGUUAGGGAUUUACAUGCAAAGGUCAUGGAUAGUGUUAUCCGUGUGCUGUUUCUUCUUGUUACCGUUUUAUGUUUUUGCGUCUCCAAUCUUGAAAUGGUUAGGUCAACCAGACAACGUAGCCGAGGAAUCUCAGGUUGUGGCUUUAUGGCUAUUACCCUUGCAUUUCAGUUUUGCAUUUUUGUUCCCAUUGCAAAGAUUCUUGCAGUGCCAGAUGAAGAAUCAGAUGAUAGCUUGGGUUUCUUUUGUGGCGUUAGCGUUAAAUGUGUUAUUGUGUUGGGUACUUAUUUAUGUUUUGGAUUUUGGAGUGAUUGGUGCGGCUAUUGCUUUGGAUGUUUCUUGGUGGUUUAUGGGAAUUGCGUUGUUCAUAUAUGUUGUGUUUAGAUGUCCUUUAACUUGGACUGGUUUCUCAAUGCAAGCCUUUACUGGGUUAUGGGAGUUCGUUAAGCUCUCUGCAGCUUCUGGAGUUAUGCUUUGUUUGGAAAAUUGGUACUAUAGAAUACUGAUAUUGAUGACUGGGCACUUGAAAAAUGCAACAUUAGCUGUGGAUGCAUUGUCAAUUUGCAUGACUAUUAAUGGAUGGGAAAUAAUGAUUCCGAUUGCAUUCCUUGCUGCCACAGGGGUGAGAGUGUCUAAUGAGUUAGGAGCUGGGAAUGGGAAAGCAGCAAAAUUUGCAGCAGAAGUUUCUGUGGUGCAAUCAUCUAUAAUUGGAGUAAUCAUCUGCUUAAUAAUCAUAAUUUUCCGCGACAAAUUUGCAUUCAUAUUCACAUCUAGUACGGAUGUUUUAGAAGAGGUGGAUAAGCUCUCUAUACUCCUAGCAGUCACUAUCCUUCUCAACAGUGUUCAACCAGUACUAUCAGGAGUGGCAGUUGGAUCGGGAUGGCAAGGAAUGGUUGCGUAUGUAAAUCUUGGGUGUUACUAUGUUAUUGGGCUGCCACUUGGCAUUCUGAUGGGGUGGGUCUUCAAGUUAGGUGUCAAGGGCAUAUGGGGUGGAAUGAUUUUUGGUGGAACUGCUGUUCAAACAAUAAUACUAGCCAUCAUAACUGUAAAAUCAGACUGGGAAAAUGAGGCCAGAAAAGCUCGUACUCGAGUAGCCAAAUGGUCAAAUCCCGAACCGGAUGAUCAAUCAGAAGCUGGACAUUAAUAACUUUUUAUGAAUUUCUCAAUACUCACAGUUUUGAGAACUCUUGAAAUUUUGGUAGCGGUUUAUCUGUUCGAUUGAGCUUAUACAAUAUGAAUUUAUGAAUCAUUAGAUAUUAAAUUAUAUUGCAAUAAUUGCAGUAAUUAUUGAUGCAAUUUUAUUGGCAUGAUUAUAAUUUUGAAUCUAAUAACUGAUUAUGAUGUUGUUAUA
Jatropha curcas is the source of this 2012-nucleotide messenger RNA. NCBI's taxonomy places the organism in Eukaryota, Viridiplantae, Streptophyta, Magnoliopsida, Malpighiales, Euphorbiaceae. The record is from RefSeq and is a predicted model, not a curated record.